Sander lucioperca (pikeperch) is the source of this 1252-nucleotide messenger RNA. RefSeq names its product ring finger protein 2 (gene rnf2). NCBI's taxonomy places the organism in Eukaryota, Metazoa, Chordata, Actinopteri, Perciformes, Percidae. Bases 181 to 1215 code for a protein of 344 amino acids. The record is from RefSeq and is a predicted model, not a curated record. The transcript is spliced from 9 exons. Gene Ontology annotation, cellular component: ubiquitin ligase complex; PcG protein complex. Gene Ontology annotation, molecular function: chromatin binding; ubiquitin protein ligase activity.
ACAAAUAUAGGCUGGCCUUUGUUUUCAUCAUACACAUCCAUCCCUCGGAAACCCGGGCCCCGUUGGCAUAGCGCCUCAAUUUCCCAGACUACAUUGCUUCUUGCCACAUCCGCCAUAUUGCCUUCGCCUAAACGCGCUGACUGGAUCCGCUCGUACCCACAACUGAAAAUUGUUGCAGUGAUGACUCAGGCAGUUCAGACCAACGGGGUUCAACCCCUCAGUAAGACCUGGGAACUGAGUCUGUAUGAGCUACAGAGAACUCCACAGGCACAGGAGGCAAUAACAGAUGGACUGGAAAUAGCAGUGUCGCCCAGGUCCCUGCACAGUGAACUCAUGUGUCCUAUCUGCCUGGACAUGUUGAAGAACACAAUGACAACCAAAGAAUGUCUGCAUCGCUUCUGCGCUGAUUGUAUCAUCACAGCUUUAAGAUCCGGUAAUAAAGAGUGUCCUACCUGUCGUAAGAAGCUGGUGUCCAAGAGGUCGUUGCGUCCAGACCCUAAUUUUGAUGCUCUGAUUAGCAAGAUUUAUCCCAGCCGAGACGAGUACGAAGCCCACCAAGAGAGAGUGUUGGCUCGCAUUAGCAAACACAACAACCAGCAAGCCCUGUCCCACAGCAUAGAGGAGGGGCUGAAGAUACAGGCUAUGACCAGACUGCAGCGCGGUAAGAGACACACGGUGGAGAAUGGUAGCGGAGCUGAGGACAAUGGAGACUCCUCCCACUGUAGCAACGCUUCUGUCCACAGCAACCAGGAGGCAGGUCCGAGCAUUAAGCGCACCAAGACGAGCGAUGACAGCGGCCUAGACAUGGACAACGCUGCGGAGAAUGGGGGCGGGGACUCUGUGAUCGAUGGUGGUGCCAGUGAAAUAGAACUGGUGUUUAGGCCACAUCCCACCCUGAUGGAGAAGGAUGACGGUCACAACAGUGUGGAGUUUGUCCCUCGCUACAUUAAGACGUCCGGUAACGCUACAGUAGACCACCUGUCUAAAUACCUGGCUGUCAGACUGGCUCUGGAGGAGCUGAGAAGAAACGCGGAGGCCAGUCCUGUUAACGUGGAGGCAGCUUCAGAGAAACAGUACACCAUUUACAUACCUACUGCUGGAAACCAGUUCACUGUUCUGAAUGGCUCCUUCUCCCUUGAGCUGGUCAGCGAAAAGUACUGGAAGGUGAACAAACCCAUGGAGCUCUACUUUGCUCCUACUAAAGAACACAAGUAGGCACACAUAAAAAACACACACAUGCACAUACACACAC